AUGUGGAGACAUCACAGGUAUUUGUAAAUAUAUACAAAAGCGAGCGAAAGACUCUGGAGCACAGCAGACUAUCAGCAGCGACCAUUCUUAUACAGAAAUUGUAGAAAAAUGUGUUGAGUUAACCGCCUGUUCGUCUCGCGAUAGUUUGACGCUGCUUUGGAAAAGAGUAAAAAUAUGAACAUCUCAUUUCAAAACGUCGACUGCCUUCUUUGUUUUGCAUAAUUCCUGCUCGGCGACUUAGGAAUGAACAGUAUUGUUAUUUUAAAGUUUUGGUAAUGACCAUUAGGCAACAGAUUCUUAACAGUGGUUUCAGUUGAGCUUUGAAGGGAAAUUUGAAAGUGAUGGACUCAAAAAGAAGUCCAGACGUGUAUAUUGCUGGCAGUGUUGCCAAGGAUAUUCGAGUGCAGGGUCUGGAAGAUGGAGCUGAAGAACAACUAUCCCUGACAUCCGAACAUGGAACGGUUGCAGGAAUGGCGUCAGAUUCAGAGGAUGACCUGUUUCUUGGCGCUGAUGCACAGAUCUUUUCCAAGGCCAACACACCACAGCGCUACUUUGAAUCAUCUAGUGAUAGCACAGAACCCACAAGAAGAAACAAAGAAGCUAGAAAACUUUGUAAUAUUGGAAGAGCCAACAGUUCAGACAGCAUUUUGUCAAAUUUUUCCGACUUCAGUUGGGCCUCCCACGGUGUAAAUUCGCUGCUGAACGCAAUGACCGUAGAUCCAGAAGAAUUCCUCACUGAUUUGGGAUUUGCCGAAACGGAUCUGCGCGUGCGUAUUCCAGAAAGAUUUUUUCAGUCGGCUUCUAAUGCGCAUGGAAUCGAUGUGGAUUCAUUUCGAAGAAGUCUUGAAACGGACGAUGUGUUUGGAUCAUCGCCCCAAGAGUCUUCGGUAUGGUCGGAACCAGGCUCCUGCAGGAUCCCCUCCAGGUUUAUAACGUGUCCCACGGAACCAACAAACACGCUGUAUGUGGGGCCCUAUAGCUCUGUGCCUCUUAUCUCUGAACCUGAAGAAGCGCCCGAGGAGUCGUUUGAUCUAAUGAGGCACCUUAGACUCAACAAACCACAACACGUUACAAAGGGGGUGUACCUUGAACCAGUUACGGAAGAACUUGAAGUGUCUUCAGUUGGAAGUGGAACAAUUAGGACGAGAAUUUCUAGAAAACUUUCUAACGAAGAAGGCACGAUCAUCGUACGAGAGGAAUCGUCGGAGCAACCGAACCUGGAUUCCGAACUAGUCUUGAAUGUUCCUUCGCUCAUUGUAAGCGAGAAAACGAGCUUUGAUUCGAACGAGCUUGCUGAUACCAAUUUUACUGAAAACAAUCGAGAAGAGACGGCGAUCACUGCCAAUUUAAACGUUAAAGAAAGCGAGAGUAUUCUCGUCAGAGGAGGUACUUUGUUGGAUUAUGGAGUGAGUUCGUCAGGCAUUACAGAGACAGGGAAUUCGAGCCAGUAUAGAACAGACAGCGAUCAAUUUGCGUUGAUUACAAGUGAUCACAGUGAUAUGGAAGAUGUUGAAGGGAACCCAGUCGUGGAUUUUGAUUCAAGAGUAGCAGAUAUUUCUCCUCUCGCGGCGGUCCCAGUGCACUUGAAAGUUGGAAAUAUUGCUGUGCAGGAUUCUUUUGAACUCGAGGAAAUUGGAAAUGAGUAUUUUAACGAAAAAGAAUGUUCAUCGUUUGUAGACGAAGAAAGUGGAUAUAAUUCCAAGGCUUCAGACAAUCGCAUGACAAGAGAAAACAGCGGGGAAAGUAGUGGCUUUGAAGAAAUGUUUCCCGACAAAGACGCAGCAAGUUCAAAUUCUUGUUCGCCUGUUUUGAAUGUGAAGGGAUCUUCCACGGUCGAAUGUACUUUUGUCAGCGACGUAAGGCCACUGAAAGCUCUUUUGGAUCCUGAACUGAUUUGCAGAGCUUUGGAAGAAAAAUCGCCGAGAGGGACCUUCGCGCAAAGAAGAACAAAAUCUUUAACAAAACAGCGACCUGUUGACGAGGAUGGUUUUGGAUUAUGGGUCUCUGGUUCCAGUUCACCCCUGUCAAAAUAUGUUGCGGGGAGUAUAGGGAACAGCGUGGGUCAAAAUUACGAGAGUACUUCCUUGGACUUUGCUCAGAAAGGGUCAAGUUUUCUUUCUCGAAAGACUGAAGAACCAGUGGAUCUUGCUAGGAAAUCCGACGUAGACGGGUAUGAUGGUGAAAUCGACGAAAACUUCAACAGAAAAUCAAAAUCUGAUUUGGAACAACUGCCAUUAGCUGUCGUAUCGUCCACCUUAGAAAAAUACGGUGGUGGUCUUGAUAAGGAUACUGUGUCUUCCGAAACCAAAGGAAACGAAAAGAUAAAUGAUGGAAAAUCUGCAUCAAGUAUUGAGAUUGACCCUCACAUAGUGGAAAGACAAUCUAAGUUUGGUCCUUUCGUGUCUGGAACGUCAGAACAAGGCAGUGGCAGUUUUGUGAAGGACAACCAAGUUUCUGCUGAGAGAUUACGAAACGAAAAGCCUUUUCAUGGGGAAUUUUGUGUGAUUGUUGAGAAUGACCCUAAUACUGCCAUGAGACAAACGACGAUUAGUCCUGUUGUAUCAGGUACAUCAGAAAUAGACGAUACCAGCGAAGAAAAGGAUAACAAAGCGCUAGCUAAUAGUGUUUGCGUUGGAGAUCAAGGAAAUGGAGAGUGUUUCUCUGAUGUUGCGAUUGAAGCUAACACUGCGAUGAAUAAAUCCAGGUUUAGCCCAAUUAUUCUAAAUAAUGUGACAAGUGAAAACCAUGACAACAUCUCCGACUCAAGCUUAACUACAGAAGAGUUCGUUUCGCCGCAGAGUUUAGUUGAACUAUCAGACGAUGGUUAUUUUCAUGCCAAGUUACUCCAGACUAACUCAGAUAUCGGAGACAAUACAGAAAAUUGUGUUGGUGUCGCUGCUAGUGGUAACCUUUCAGUGUCUUCCCUCGGGGAAAAUGAAGACGUUAGUGCAUGCGUAGAACAACAAAAGAGGAAGGAAUCCCGAAAAGCUUUGCAAAAGGUUGAUUCUGAAUGUCUAAAGCAGUACCUUCAUGAGAUAAACAUUCUAGAGCAAAGCGUUAAAAAGUAUGAAUCAAACUUAUCUCCCGAGGGACAACUGGAUAGAGCCAAAACUUUAGAUGACACUGAAAGUGUACUGGUCAGGAUCAACGAAGAAGUGAGUGCUAUUCAAGAACUGCGUGUGAUGAUUGGUUCAGAACUCGAAAGGAUGAAGUUUCUUCUAUCGGAACGCAGAAGGCUGUUGCUCGCAGGAGUUGCGAAGAACCCAGUCUGUUUCGGAGUUUCUCAAAGUAUGGCAGACCUUCUUCGGGAACAGUCGUCGCUAAAUAUUGGACUUUCGAACAUUAACGAUGAAUUAUCGAUUCGAGAGAAGGCUUCUCAACGGGCCAGGAUAUACGCGCAGAUUGAAAGCACUAAGAAAGAGUUGAAAGAAGAUCGUGAAAAGUGUUUGAAGGAGUUUCGUGAAGAGAUAAAGGAAGGCCUUGUCCGCGAGUUGUGUCAAAAGUUUUCAACGGAGAUCGAGUUGCUUCGUCAAGAAGUUCAGUCUAAAGACGCUGUGAUCGAGCAGUUGAUGAAGAAUCGCGAACAAGCAGAUCCAAAUCAAGAUCUUGAUCAUCCGGAACAGAGUUGAAGUCUAAA
Messenger RNA from Stylophora pistillata, 3637 nucleotides. RefSeq lists its product as uncharacterized. The record is from RefSeq and is a predicted model, not a curated record. Gene Ontology annotation, molecular function: signaling receptor binding. NCBI's taxonomy places the organism in Eukaryota, Metazoa, Cnidaria, Anthozoa, Scleractinia, Pocilloporidae.